UCCAUUGAGAGAGUGAUCCUAGUGAGAGACCAUGUCUUCCAAGCAAGAAGAGAGGGAGAAGAGGGCUGAGGCGGCAGCAAGGCAAGCGGCGGAUGAGCUCGCAGCACAACGGAGGGAGCUCGAGAUGGAGCGAGAGAAGUACGCCGAGAAAAAGGAGAAGGAACGAUAUGAGUCAGCUGGCGGUGAGCAGCAGCAAAGAGGAGUGCUGGAGAGCAUCAAGGAAGGAGCCAAGUCUCUGCUGAGCUCCGUUCAGGACACCACUGCUGCUAAAGCUCGUGAGGCGUCGGAGAAGACGGCGGAGACUAAGGAUGCCGCUCUUGAGAAGACGAAGGACUACAAAGACUCGGCGGUAGAGAAGGCGAAGGAGGCUAAAGAUAAUGCCGUGGAGAAGGCCGCCGAGUAUAAGGACUCGGCUGCGGAGAAGGCGAAGCAGGCGAAGGAUAGCACUGUGGAGAAGGCCGCCGAGUAUAAGGACUCGGCCGUGGAGAAAGCGAAGCAGGCUAAGGAUAGCACCUUGCAGAAGGCUGGGGAAACAAAGGACACUACGCUGCAGAAGACUGGGGAGUAUAAAGAGAAGGCGGCUGAGAAAGGUAGAGAAGCUAAAGAUACAGCUGCUGAAAAGGCUGGGGAGUAUAAAGAGAGUUCGGAGCAGAGGAUGGAGGAAGCUAAACAGAAGGCAAAGGAGAUGAAGGACACUGCUGCUCAGAAGGCACUUCAAGGAAAGGAUACAACCUUGGAAGGAGCUCAACGUGCAAUGGAGUACUUAAGUACAAAAAAAGAAGAAGCUAAAGAAGGCACUGCUGAAACUGGGGACACUGUGAAGGAGAAGCUGAGCGAGAGUGAAGAGGAAGCAAGGAGGAAAUUUGAGGAGUUGAGGAAUAGAGACAAAGAAGCUAAGAAUGAGACUGGGCGCACAGUGGAGGAGACUGGAGAAGGUGGCCAGAGGUCGGAUAUUGGAAGUGGUGGAGGGGGGUUGUUGAGUUCAUUAGGGAAUGUGGCAGAGACUAUAAAGGAGAAGCUUGCAGGGCCAAAGGUGGUAGAGCAUGAGGAGAUAAGGUAUAGAGUGAAGCCUGCAGGAGAGGAAGGGGAUGUGGAGGCGAAGAUCAAGACUUCGGACCAGAUGCAUGGGCAGGCGUUCAAUGAUGUUGGUGAGAUGGGCGAGGAAGGGUCCGGUCCUAUUGGUCGUGAUGACCGUCAUGGCAAGAUGUGAGUCGAGUUGGGUCUUGGACAUGAGCCGUGGUGGUUUAUACUUUAUAGGUGGUGUUUUGUGCUGGAUGUGGAUACUUUUUUCUCUUUGUGGUCUUCUUGGUUGUUUGUCCUUUGGCGUUGAACCUUUUAUUACCUAUGUUGUUUGUUGUUGCGCUAAUAAGAAUACGGUUGUUUAUGAAGAGAUAAUUCGGUCUAGUCUCCCUGGCUGGGGUGCUGGGG
Molecule: messenger RNA, 1428 nt
Organism: Dioscorea cayenensis subsp. rotundata (Guinea yam)
Lineage: Eukaryota; Viridiplantae; Streptophyta; Magnoliopsida; Dioscoreales; Dioscoreaceae
Product: embryonic protein DC-8
Exons: 3
Coding region: 32-1210 (392 amino acids)
Source: RefSeq, a predicted model, not a curated record